Molecule: messenger RNA, 2737 nt
Organism: Wasmannia auropunctata (little fire ant)
Lineage: Eukaryota; Metazoa; Arthropoda; Insecta; Hymenoptera; Formicidae
Product: protein phosphatase 1H
Exons: 7
Coding region: 333-1808 (491 amino acids)
Biological process (GO): protein dephosphorylation
Molecular function (GO): cation binding; protein serine/threonine phosphatase activity
Source: RefSeq, a predicted model, not a curated record
AACGCUCGCGCUGCUGUCACAUUUCAAUGCGAAUAAAAUGCAAUAUAACCUGUACUGUGUGUUUGACAACUGUUUGUCAACAAAAUGACACUAAUUGAAUAUAAUUGCUGAAUACCCGAUCGCAGCAUUUUGACAGAUAACCAAGGGAGAGUUUCCAGUUGGAGAUUAGUUUUGAGACUUAUCAGAUUUUACAUAUCGUUUGUCUUGGAAAAGAAACAAAUAUUCAAGAAUCUUUGGUACUAUGCUGAUUGAGCAUAACAUAUAAUACUACUAAUCAAAUUAGUGUCAAUCAAGAUCUUUGCCUAGCACCUUGUAAAUCUAGAAAAACAAAAAUGUUGAACCGCUUUAAGUCAGUAUUAAUGAGUGCUGUGGGCGCAAGCGAGCUUGGCCUGCAGUACCCUAAUGAUUCGGAUAAUGAUAUGACAGACUACAUUAACUCCAAUUAUGUGGUGGAAGUGGAAAAUAAACCUUACAGCCGUCCAAGUUUUCUCGGCUUGACAGCUGAAGAAACACAGGUGAGUGCAGAUCACAGAGUAAGGCCUAUAAUAGUUCCGAGAGACCUUAGCCGUUUGCCAUGGUGUGCUGGCUAUGCAGAAUGCAUAAAUGCUGGGAAGAGUACGUGGAAUGAGGAUCAAGCCUCAGCGACACGCGGAGACUUGAAAUUAUCGGACGUUAACGUUACACUGCCUUAUGUCAUGUUUUCAAUGUUUGACGGGCACGCAGGAUAUCAAGUGGCUCUUACAGCAAGAUUACAUCUACAUAGGAUAAUCCUUGAAAGGUUAUUGGCUAUACCAGGCAAUAUGCUAUUAAACGAAGAUGAAAAUGAACUGAUAAAGGGAAGGGAUCUAGUUACGGGUGCUAUAGAAUUAGCAUAUAGACAAAUGGAUCAAAUGGUGGAGAUGCAAGCUCAAAAUGGUGGUGGUGGUUGUACAGCUAUUACAAUUUUAUUUCUUAAUGGAAGACUUUAUGCAGCGGGAGCUGGUGACUCGAGGGCUGUAUUAGUUUUGGGGGAGGAACAACGUGCUCUUACUAGAGAUCACACACCAGAUUCCGAAUCAAAUCGUGUUAGAGCUUUAGGUUUUUUAAGAAGCAACGAAUUGCUCAAAGGUCACUUCACCCCGUUGGAAUUUAGAAAGAGACCAUUGCAGAAGGAACUGGGAUCUAUGGUUUUGUACAGAGAACCUUUUAUGACAGGUUGGGCAUAUAAAACCUUAACGCAUCCUGAUCUAAAAUUACCGCUCAUCUCGGGUCACGGAAAAAGGAGCAGAGUAAUGGGAACGAUAGGCGUGACUAGAGGCUUUGGAGAUCACGGUCUGAAAGCGGCAAAUACCGGCGUUAAUAUCAAACCUUUCCUGUCGUCGCAGCCUGAAGUGCAAUCUUUGGAUUUGGACAGUUGCAAUCUUACCGAGCGAGAUUGCAUUAUUGUCGCCACGGACGGACUUUGGGAUGUAGUAUCAGACAGAACAGCGGCAGCAAUACUUAGAAAGACUCUUGCACCUGAUACUCCAUCAUUAGAAUAUAGACUGACAAUGGGUGCUCAAGAAUUGGUGCAAGCGGCAAGAGGUCGAUUAAUCGGUAGAGUAUGGAUGGGAAAACCGGAGAAUCCUAACGAAACGGACGAAAAAUCCUCACCCAUAGCAUCGGUGGAUGAUAUUAGCGUGUUAGUAGUACCUUUAUAUCCUUAUUUAUGCGAGCAUAAGCAGUGGCUGAAAACAACGCAGCAAGAACGUAAAUACGCCGCGGAUUCCCUAGCAACAAUAUGCUACGACUAUCCUCUUUCUAAUAGAUCCACUGAUAAUCCUGCAUAAUAAUGAAUCGUUGGGGUUAUCUGAAUGCUCCGCGUGAACCAGUGACAAAUGUUAUUAUUCAGCUAAUUACGCAGCUAAUUAAACGAAUUACACUUAUCCGCAUUAUUAUGAAUUUCAUCGUCUGUCCACGAUGAUUUUUAUUUUGUCAUAGAAUAAUUAACGAUAUUUAAGUGCACGGUUGCCGUAUAUCCUCCACGGUUUCAACGUUUCUCUUUGCAAAAUAUUAAAUUAUUGCAUACUGCCACAUAUAUAUGUUGGCUACAAAUGGCUAUGUUCUUAUUAUUUAACUAAACAUUCCACUGUGACAUUAUUUUAUGCGUAACAUAAAGUAUCUACAAUAUUCCGAAUAUAUUUGAUAUUUGUGAUCGUAUAUAAACACCUUAUAUGUAAGCACUAAUUUCUGAAUGAUUACUACUGUGUUAACUAGUACAUACAUGUUGACUAUACACAAUGUAAUGUUAAAAGAUAUGAAUAUUUUUAUAUUGCUUUUGAGGCAAGCAUACGUUACCAUUCAAUAUUUUGAGCGUAUUAUUUCAUUUUUAUAGCUUUAUGUUAAAAACAUUCACUCUAUGACUACGAACGUAUGUGUGUAUGUAUAUGUAUAUAUUCAAAAUUAAGAAUGCUGCGUUAAAAACAAGCAAGAUUUCAAGUCGACAAUUAAUUCUCUUUACAUAUAUUUUGUUACUAUUGAUUUAUUGCAAUCUAUAUCGAUAUUUCUUUUCAUUAGAAAUAUUAGAAACGUCGUAGUCAAAGAGUUGACAGAUGAUGUAUGAUACGAGUGAUCUAUGCGUGUGUAAAAAAUUGUAUAUAAAUGAAAAAGGCAUUGCUACCUUUUCGCAGUAUACCGCGAUAAUAAACUGACUUUACAACAUCAUGUAUUACAUAAGUGUAACUAUAUUAUAUUAAAUAAAUAUACGACUAUCAAUCUA